Nomia melanderi (Alkali bee) is the source of this 502-nucleotide messenger RNA. RefSeq lists its product as uncharacterized. NCBI's taxonomy places the organism in Eukaryota, Metazoa, Arthropoda, Insecta, Hymenoptera, Halictidae. The record is from RefSeq and is a predicted model, not a curated record.
UGAGAAAGAAAAGGAUAGUUUCGUGCCUUCGAACAUGAUGUCUGCGUUUUUCCGGAUGAUCGGUCUGGAUUCGCCGAAAGUCACUGCGAUCGUUGUGAACAGUGUCAUAUUUCUUGCACAAAUGAUUAGUUCGCUCUUCGAUUUAAAACCGCCGAAAGAGCAGAUCGCAAGGAAUCUGGAUGACGAAGACGAAAUUUCGAACUGGAAUCCAGCCAACAUAAUUAUGCAAAGCAAAAACGAGAGAAUUCAAAGCUUGAUCAAGCAGGCGCAAGAUCAAGAACUGCCCAAUCAAUUGAUUGAAAGGGUAGAUGGCAUGGAUUCAGCUUGUAUCAGACUUUUGUUAUGCAAAACAUCGCCAGUGAUAAAAGCAGCACAGCAUUUCCUCAAGAAUAAGGCUCAAAGUGAGUCUAGCAUGACUGGGUGGCUGCCCAGCAGGGACGAAUUCGAGGAAAACAGCGACCAGUGCGAAAACACGCACACCGAUUGCAGUUUAUUUUCCUAG